Molecule: messenger RNA, 1832 nt
Organism: Pyricularia oryzae 70-15
Lineage: Eukaryota; Fungi; Ascomycota; Sordariomycetes; Magnaporthales; Pyriculariaceae
Product: aldehyde dehydrogenase
Exons: 1
Coding region: 27-1679 (550 amino acids)
Molecular function (GO): oxidoreductase activity, acting on the aldehyde or oxo group of donors, NAD or NADP as acceptor
Source: RefSeq, a predicted model, not a curated record
CAUCCGUGUGGCAGCAUAUAAUCAGGAUGUCGCCUCGGGCCAGUCGCUCGCUUAGUCGUGCUCUCUUUUCUGUUUGUGCAUCUUUUGAGUCAAGAGUCGGCAGUCCACCAGUACAAAGAGUCUUGAAGAAUCCAGCUAUCUUAUAUCGUCAACUAUCACACUCGACAACAGCUCUUGGGCUCAAAAUGAAUAUUCAACUUUCCGCCCCCAACGGCAAGAAAUGGAUUCAACCCACGGGUCUUUUUAUCAACAAUGAAUUCGUCAAGAGCAGCAAUGGCCAGAAAUUGACCACCGUCAACGCUGCCACCGAGGAGGAUAUUACCUCGGUCUAUUCCGCCACCGAAGAGGACAUUGAUAAGGCCGUCAAGGCCGCACGUGCUGCUUUCAAGCACCCAUCAUGGAGGAACCUUUCCGGAACUGAGCGUGGCGAGAUGAUGCACAAGCUUGCUGACCUUGUUGUCAAGAAUGCUGAAACCUUGGCCACCAUUGAGGCUCUCGACGGCGGCAAGCCCUACUCUGUCGCCCUUGGUGAGGACGUUGUCGAGUUUGAAAAGACCAUACGAUAUUAUGCUGGUUUUGCAGACAAGAACUUUGGCCAGACCAUCGACGUCGGCCCAAACAAGUUUGCGUACACCAUCAAGGAGCCCAUUGGUGUCUGCGGCCAGAUCAUUCCCUGGAACUAUCCCCUUUGUAUGGCCGCCUGGAAGCUCGGCCCUGCGCUUGCUUGCGGCAACACGGUCGUGCUCAAGCUUGCUGAACAGACUCCAUUGUCGAUGCUCUACGUUGCAACCUUGAUCAAGGAGGCCGGGUUUCCUGCAGGCGUAGUCAAUGUUAUCAACGGCCUUGGCGGCGAGGCUGGGGCAGCCAUUGUGCAGCACCCAGAUAUCGACAAGGUUGCCUUUACCGGAAGCACAGCAACUGGCAAGCAAAUCAUGAAGGCAUGCGCAGGAACAAUGAAGAACAUCACACUCGAGACGGGCGGCAAGUCACCACUACUUGUUUUUGACGACGCCGACCUCGACCUGGCCGCCGAGUGGUCUCACAUUGGCAUCAUGAGCAACCAGGGACAGAUCUGUACCGCGACAUCUCGUAUUCUGGUACACGAGUCCGUCUAUGACAAAUUCGUCGGUCGUUUCAAGGACACCGUCGAAAAGGUGUCAAUAGUAGGGGAUCCCUUUGACGAAAAGACCUUCCAGGGACCACAGGUGACCAAGGCACAGUACGAAAAGGUCCUGGGUUAUAUCAAGUUGGCACAAGAAGAGGGUGCCACCAUUGCUACUGGUGGCAAGCCAGCCCCGCAAAACGGUAAGGGUUUCUACGUCGCCCCUACCGUGUUUACCAACGUCAAGACGUCGAUGAGGGUCUACAAGGAGGAGAUCUUUGGACCAUGCGUAUCCAUCAUCUCGUUCAAGGACGAGGAGGAGGCGGUCGAGUUGGCCAACGACACCACCUAUGGUUUGGGCGCCGCAGUCUUUACUCGCAACCUCACCAGGGCGCACCGGGUCGCCCGCGAAAUCCAGUCGGGUAUGGUUUGGAUCAACAGCAGCAACGACUCCGACUGCCGUGUUCCUUUUGGUGGCGUCAAGCAGUCUGGUAUUGGUCGCGAAUUGGGUGAGGCUGGCCUUGCCUCUUAUUGCAACAUCAAGAGCGUACACGUGAACAUGGCUGCGCAUUUGUAGUUUUCUGGCAUAUCAGAGCGAGCUGUAAGGGUAUAAUUUAGCUAUCCGCAAAUAAAUACGUGUAUAUGAACAAUUACCGUCUUUUUCUUUGCAGAUCGUCGGGCUUUCAGUGUUUAGCUGGGCAUGCAAUAGGUCGAAAAAAGACCAACGAGA